ACUUUUCUCUUAUCCAGCAUUUAUCAAUCCACCAGAGUCUCCUUGAUUGAUAAAAUGAUAAGAGUACCCAUAUAGACUGUUUUCAGCUCGGAAAAUUAAAAAGGUUUUAUUCAAAGUUUCCUGGUGAUAAUGGAAGCCUUCAAGUAGACAAUUUAAUUUUGAACAAAUAAUUAAAAGGUCGUAAAAUUUUUGAAUGCAAAAAAUACUUAUAUAAAUAGUAGUGUGACAGUCUCAGUAGUCAUUCAUUCAAUAAGCCUGGAUAGGAACAGGAUAUAUCUCAAGCAUUAACUCCAUAUUUGACAUUUCUUGUAGCUGUACAAUAUGUUUCAGGUGGGGAAGUGCAUUUGUUUGAUCCUGUUAUUUUCAUCAACUCAAGUUUAUGGAAAAGGCUACAUCGUUAAGUCAAUAAGUAAAACAUUGUUUGAAUGGGCUCACUCCCCUUACUGGGAUGCAACCAGCCAAUCACUGUACUUUGCAGACAUCAAUGGGGGCACAGUCAGCUGUUAUCAGCCCUCCACUAAGAAGACUAAUACUGCCAAAGUCGAUCAACAAAAUGGCACAUGCAGCGUGAUUAUACCAAUCAAAGGGCAGAAGGACACAUUUGUAGUCGGUGUGAACAGCAGUGUGGCCAACAUAACAUGGGACAGUAAAAGCAGCAGCACUAGUAAACCAGCCAUCAUUACAGAGCUCACUCAAAAUAAGACGAUCAAAACUCAUACAGGAAAAGCUGACCCUAUGGGACGGUUCUGGAUUGGAACACAAGGACCAUUCCACGUAGAUUCAGCGGGUCAGGAACAGCCUGAUUUCGUGAACUCUGGCAAUGAGUACUUGAUAACAGCCGAAGGCAAAGCGAUCAUCAAAAUUCCAGGUGUUUCAGUUCCUGAUGGUCUUGCUUGGAACGCUAAUAAAACCAAGCUGUACUUCGUUGACUGUUUUGGGAAGAAAAUUUAUGUUUAUAAUUAUGAUAACCAGUCUGGUGAUAUUUCAAACAAGAAACUCGUUUUUGAUACAAAAGCGAACAACAUUUCCGGUUACCCAGCUGGCAUGACAAUUGAUACUGAGGGAAAAUUGUGGGUGGCACAGUUCUUCGGUGGCGCGGUGAUAAGAGUUGAUCCAGACACCGGGAAACUUCUUAAAACAGUUGAAAUUCCGGCAAAAGAAGCAACAAGCUGUGCUUUUGGUGGCAAGAAUCUCGACAUUUUGUACGUGACAUCGGCCCGAAUUUUUCAGGACGUCUCUCCUCCAACCAAGUACAGUGGACGUGUUUAUUCUGUGAAAGGAUUGAAGAGCGGAGGCAAGAGAGUCACUGGUUAUCCUGGACAACCAAUUAUUGCUAUCUAAUGCCUGUAACUGUGUUAAUGACUGAGGAAUCUUAUCAUUUGUUGAAAGUAUAAAUGACGACGCUUCACUGUUUGAACUAACGUACGGUAAAACUGACUGAACAAUUCUGACUAGACUGACAGACACAUUAGUCGUUUCAACUGUAAAAUGAACAAACUAUUUAGAACCGUACAUUCCAAGAUAUGUAAGUUUUUGUGACUAUGAUAUAGUUGAAUACUACACUGUUUUUGAAGCUAGUGGGCUCUACUGAAUAAAUCGAAUAAAAUUUGA
Molecule: messenger RNA, 1611 nt
Organism: Nilaparvata lugens (brown planthopper)
Lineage: Eukaryota; Metazoa; Arthropoda; Insecta; Hemiptera; Delphacidae
Product: regucalcin
Exons: 7
Coding region: 322-1341 (339 amino acids)
Biological process (GO): L-ascorbic acid biosynthetic process
Molecular function (GO): calcium ion binding; gluconolactonase activity
Source: RefSeq, a predicted model, not a curated record